Molecule: messenger RNA, 605 nt
Organism: Eucalyptus grandis
Lineage: Eukaryota; Viridiplantae; Streptophyta; Magnoliopsida; Myrtales; Myrtaceae
Product: protein PELPK1
Exons: 2
Coding region: 65-427 (120 amino acids)
Source: RefSeq, a predicted model, not a curated record
CUCAUUUGAGAUCCAUCGAUUCUUCACUUGAAGUUUUUAAAUUUGCUUGUCGAUCGGUCCUGCGAUGGCGAACUAUCGCGGACUUGUGCAUCUUUUGGCAUUGUUUGUCUUUGCUUUGUCCUUGAUGACUGGCGAGAACUCGGUUGGAGCUAGCCGAAUUUUGGAGGAGACGUUGCCCGAGGUGCCCGAACUGCCGAAGCCCGGAUUGCCACACCUUCCCGACAUCCCAAGCCUGCCAAAGCCAGAAUUGCCAUCACUGCCAAAAGUUGAAUUGCCGCCACUUCCGGAACUGCCAAAGCCUGAAUUACCAACAAUACCGAAGCCGGAAUUGCCGGAAGUGCCCGAAUUGCCUCAUCUCCCUGAUUUCCCUAAGCCAACUUUGCCUUUCGUUGCGAAGGACAUGCCUGCGGCUGCUACUAAUCCUUGAACCGUUGUGAUGUGAAUUUGGAGUCGUGAUGCAACAUGCUGUGAUUUAAUAUUUUAUUACGUCUACUUUGAUGGUCUGAGCAUGCCUCGGAACAGUAUAUUUUGUAUGAUAGUGUUAUAUGAAUUAUGGAACAUAUUUGUGGGACAAUUAUGAAACUUAUUUGUGGGACAAUUUGUGA